UAAAUCAUGCACCUAUGCUUUGAGCUUCCUUUCGUUGCCAUGUGGAAGGUCUGCUCUGUUACUCUCAGAUCCAGCUCUGUUACUCUUAACUACCACCUGCCAAGCUAUGCAAAAAAACGCACAGAAACCAAAUCUACUUCCUUCCCUGCAGGGAAGAUGAAGCAGCAAGAGGCAGUUUCAAUAGGCCUCAGUGGCACAAAGAAAUAGAAAAUGAAAUGUCAGACUCCAGAAAAUAGUGAAUUCUAUGCAAAAAGCAUUGAAUUACAUGGCCAUUAGGAAAAAUGCCAACUUAGAAAGCUGCAGAAUGGUGGAUCUGUGGCACCCAGUGAUAAGCAGGAGAUAAGACCAGCUACUUGUGAAAACUGAAGAAAGCUUCAUUCAAGGUAGAAACUCCGACCUCUCUCUUCAGAUCUUCUGAAGCUUCUGAGAACCUUGAGGAUCACCUGGAAAUAAAGCAAAGGAACAAUCGAUCUGCCAACUUCUGGCUGCUGACCGCCAGCCAGUGAGUGGUUCAUUGACUACUGGAAAGCCCAUGCAGAAGGUGGAUCAGCUGGAAUGUCUCUUCUUAUCUUAGUGUCCAUCUUCUUAUCAGCUGCUUUCCUUAUGUUUCUGGUAUAUAAAAAUUUCCCACAGCUUAGCGAAGAAGAAAGAGAAUGUAUAAAGAUUCCUAGAGACAUGGAUGAUGCAAAGGCCUUGGGAAAAGUCCUGUCCAAAUACAAGGACACCUUUUAUGUUCAAGUACUAGUGGCUUAUUUUGCAACAUAUGUUUUCUUGCAAACAUUUGCUAUCCCUGGGUCUAUAUUUCUCAGUAUCCUCUCAGGGUUUCUUUAUCCCUUUCCACUGGCCUUAUUUCUUGUUUGCCUGUGCUCAGGACUUGGAGCUUCGUUCUGCUAUAUGCUUUCAUACCUAGUGGGACGGCCUGUUGUAUACAGAUAUCUAACAGAAAAGGCGGUGAAAUGGUCAGACCAGGUUGAAAGACACAGAGAACACCUCAUUAACUACAUAAUAUUUCUGAGAAUAACGCCUUUUCUUCCUAAUUGGUUCAUCAAUAUAACAUCUCCUGUAAUAAAUGUACCAUUGAAAGUAUUUUUCAUUGGCACUUUUCUAGGUGUGGCACCACCAUCUUUUGUAGCAAUUAAGGCAGGAACAACACUAUACCAACUUACAACAGCAGGGGAAGCUGUUUCCUGGAACUCUGUGUUUGUUCUCAUGAUUUUAGCCAUCCUCUCCAUCCUACCAGCUGUCUUCCAGAAGAAACUGAAACAGAAGUUUGAAUAAGGAUCAGACUGGAUCAGAAUUUCCCAUACUUCAUCUCAGGAUCAGCACUUCUGUUAUUUGUAUGUUUGCUUUUCUAUUGGAUCUUCAGCAAUUAAAGGGGAGGCUUGUAACGGAUAAGAAUGUCUUUAAAUGAACACAUGGCCUAAAAUUGAAGAAACAGUGUUCAAAAAUGUACUACAUGUAGUUUUGUAACUGAACCAUCAGUGUUUUACUUUGUGGGGGGAGGCGGAGGGUGAGGGAAGUAAACACACAUUGUGCUCUAAUAGUUUGCAGAGCAAAAAUGGUAAUGUAGAUGUAAACUGCAGAUACUGCUUUAUGAAACUUGCAAAAAAAAACCUCAACUAUUCAGUCUGGUUCUGUAACACUCUACGUGUCUCUGUAGACAUGCAUGUGACCGGGUUUGAGUACACUUCUCAUCAACAAUAUUUCUCUUUGUUUUGCCUUUUGGAGUUCCAGAAAAAUAGCACAAUAUAUUAACAAAGCUCACUGAGAAACAAAGAUUUUUUUUCUCUGGGCAAUACUUUAACUUCAGUGAUACACUCACCAUCCUGAUUGUUUACUUAUUUCUAUUUAUUAGUGCUGUGUGGAUUUAAAUACUUGAACCUACAUCUACUUUACUAACUGGAUUAACAAAGAGAAAGAAGUGUCAAAUCAUUCCCCCUCAUCCUCCAUAAAUUUUUAUUCUAGGAGAGGAUAUAGGAAGGGAGGGAGCAGGUUAGAAUUUGAUCCUGGCUGGCUGAUGAAGUUUUAAGUUCUAAUCUUAAUUUUUUUAAUGUUGAUUUAUUUUUCCAAUGUUUCACUUGCAUAGAUAGUUUUUUCUGCCAAUUUAAGAGAGUUAAAUUACUAUAAAAAAUCUUCAGUUCUCAACUAAUUUAAACAUAUAUAACUUAAAGAAGUUUAUUACCAUUUCUCAAACAAUAUGUGAAGUGUAUAAAAAUCUUCCAUUGCAGCUCAGUUGGUUAGAAGAAAUAUCUUGUACAAAGAUUGGUACAGUUCUUAUUUAAAGAACUAAUUCCAUAUACUGUUCAAUGAAUCAUGUAACAAAAACCUAGUAUGUUGGUGUAUGUAAAAUAAAAAGAUGAUUCCCUUUUCUGAUAAGUCAGUAACUGGUCAUGGGCAACUGGCUAUGAUUCACUUUUAAGUAAAAAAGUAUAUAUAUUAUAUAUAUUCACUAAAUAAGGUAUAUGAUACCUCUCCCUUUAUAUGGUUAUAACUGUUGCAGUCUGUUGUAUUGUCAGUGGCAUCCCAUAAAGUAAGGUCCUGAUCCGCAAAGAACUUGGGUGCACGUUUAAGUUUAUCCUACUGAAACCAAUGCUGCUUAUACCUUUUAGGUUUAUGUGCCCCUGAAGUAUCUUGCAGAAAUGGGAGUUGACACAUUAGCAUAUGCUCCAAUUCAAGCGUUUACUUGCCUAUAUCCUUAUGUUAACUCAUCAUAUGAUGGAUCAUUUUAGAUGUAAAGAGAACAGUUCCAUAAAUGUGAUAAUGUGAAAGGUACUGGUACCUUAAAGAAUUUUGUAACAUAAUGUUGAUUUCUUUUUUAUCACAGUAUUACAUGUAAAUAUAUAGUAAAUAUUACUGAUAUGCUAUUUUUGUCUUUUAUUUAAAUCUGGACUGCACAUUGAAUGGUAUUUUUAUGUUGGUAGAUAAAAGAACUCAUAAUUUACCUCUGUUUACAAAUUCAUUGUAAGAACAUUUAGCUUCAGGAAUUGGUUUCUUAUUUAGAAUUGACUUUAAACCUGUACUUUAUUGGCAUUUAAAACUGAAGUGAUGACUUCUUAUUGCUGUAAUUCUAAUCUCAGAGCUCAUCUACCUAGGGAAUUUACUCCAUAGCAAACUAGGGUAUGAAUUUAGCUGUUGAGAGCUAAGCAUCCACUGGAUUAUUGAGUGCGAGGUAGCUGUAGAUUUAUUUACAGCCUACUUCCCUGCAUAGUUAGUUUCAUGCAGAUGAACUCUCAGAAUAAAUUGCACUCUUACAAUUGUAGUUCAGUGGCUUUCCUCAACAAUUCUCAUUUGAUUUUCAUUCAAUUAAAAGACGCCGUUGUAAAAUUCCUUCUACGCUGUGUAAAACUGAUGUUUUGGUGCAACCUUGGCAUUAAAGAAGGAACUGAAUUACACUUUAGUUUCACAUGAAUCAUACUAUCGCUUCAGAUUUUCCCUUAAUUAUAUUUCACUGUGUGGAUGGGAUCAGGCUAAGUUGCAAAAAAAGUUCUGUUUCAGCCAUAGUUAGACUAGCUUCCCAACAUGAUGGCUUUUAAUGUCAUGAGUAAGGUUCUUUUCUUUUGCAAAAGAAAUACUACUUUUUUUUUUUAAUCAUCUCUUCUGUUUUUUAUCUUUGACUGCCAGCUGUCUUAGGCAGUUUCUUAUUACAUGAGGUUUACCUAUGAGGGUUCUGAAGAAUAAGGAAGGCCUUGUGCAAAAGGCAAAAAGAUGUAGGGUAGAGCUCUGCUGUGGAAUAUUGUACUAGCCCGUCCUUUCCUUUAUGGGAAUCUGGCAAGUGAUCCAAGAGAUAGCCGUAACGUUUUGACAUGAAACAGUGUCUACCUUGAAGCAAGUGGGGAAAUCAGGAACAUGUAGCUUUUUUUAAUUGCAAGGAACUUUUAAGGUGUUAGGUGACCUGUUGAUCUUUUAGAAUUGUUUGUAAGUAAUAGCUGCACAGCAUCAUUACUAAAUGUCUCGUACCAUUUGAUAAUAAAGCUAUUAUAUAAAAACUGAAAUCUUGUUUUUUUGAGUGAACUAUUCUGAACUUUCUCCUAAGCUAAAUUUUUUGAUUAAUCUGUUUACAAGGGAUGAGUUCUUCUAACUUCAUUAAACUAAUGAUCUGAUGAUUACAUUUGUAGAUGAGAUUCAUUCUAUUUGUGUUUCUCCUAUUUUAAAAACACCUAGGUAAGCAUGGCUUCCUUCUCUGUCUGUUAGUAGUUCUUUAGCAUGUACAACAGUAACCCUUGAAAGCUUUUAUACUUUGCACAGGAAGCCAAUUGCAUCUAAUUUGUUUUAUCUCCUCAAAUUAUAACUGUUUGCAUAGUUUACUUUGUUUUUUCCAUGAAUUCCCAAUGGAAGACUUGCAUGCUAAAGUUAAUAUUACAGCUUCCUUCAGAUUGCCUUAAUGUUACAUUAGUGAUGGAAUUCAGUUUAUGGAAUCCAAUUUUUUGCAUUCGCUAGAAAGCUAUCAAUAUUGUGUGUUGAAAGUUUACCAAAAAGUUUAAAAAAAAAAAAAAAAAGAAGAUUUGCCUUUAAAAUAUCUCUGACUGUAAACUAUGCUAUUAUGCAAAGUCAAAGAUGUAGGUUUUGUGGGCAUAUAUUUUAGAGAUUUUAUGUACUUUUCAUGAAAAUAUUUAUCAUGUAUAGUUUCUAUGAUAGCCGUUAAUCUAGUUUUAUUACAGUGAGUAACUGAAAUGCAAUGUGGAUGAAAUACACUCUCUGCUAUACUUUGUAUUAGAAUUGAAGUAUGCUGCCUGCAUCAUACCAUACAACUAUUUACUCUGGAUCUAACUGAAGAACCAACAGAAUGAACUCAACAAGGUAGCUGAUUAAGGACAGAAACAUCCAGCUGCUACUGCAAGAGCAUUUGUUACAAAAAGCAGCCACUUCAUUCCCUCAUCUCUUUCCUGAUCCUACAAAACAUGUUGUAAAGAGCCUGGGAACCAAAAUUUUUAAGUCUACUGCAUACUGAAAAAUAGGAACUUGGCAGAGGACAGUCUUACAACAGAGCAGUCUUCCUAUUAUCUUGGCCUUGCCGUGAUCUACGCCGUAAAUUCUGUUUGUCUCUUUCUCAGCAUCUUACUGUUGUCUUCCAUCACUAUUAACAUUCCUUCAAUUACAUACUAGAUUGAUACAUGUCUAAUUAGAUUGAGUUGUAUUUAUCUGUGACAUUGGGUACUUGUAUUUCAGGCCUGGAGAAUAAUUUGUAUUCUUACCAGAUUGCUGGGUUGCCCCUCUCCCCCUGCUUUUUUGUACGCUAUUUCCUAAAUAUGGUAGAAGCAAUAAAACAUGUAUUUACCUGUGAA
This is a messenger RNA of Struthio camelus australis, 5282 nucleotides long. The record is from RefSeq and is a predicted model, not a curated record. NCBI's taxonomy places the organism in Eukaryota, Metazoa, Chordata, Aves, Struthioniformes, Struthionidae.